AUGACCUGCGGAUCAGGAUUCGGCGGCCGCGCCUUCAGCUGCGUCUCAGCCUGCGGGCCCCGGCCCGUCCGCUGCUGCAUCACGGCCGCCCCCUACCGCGGCAUCUCCUGCUACCGCGGCCUCACCGGGGGCUUCGGCAGCCGCAGCCUCUGAGGGGACUUCCGCGCCGGCUCCCGCGGCCGCAGCUUCGGGUACCGCUCUGGCGGCGUGUGCGGCCCCAGCCCGCCCUGCAUCACCACCGUGUCGGUCAACGAGAGCCUCCUCGCGCCCCUCAACCCCAACGCGCAGUGUGUGAAGCAUGAGGAGAAGGAGCAGAUCAAGUGUCUCAACGACAGGUUUGCUGCCUUCAUCGACAAGGUGCGCUUCCUGGAGCAGCAGAACAAGCUGCUGGAGACCAAGCUGCAGUUCUACCAGAACCGCCAGUGCUGCGAGAGCAACCUGGAGCCCCUGUUCCAGCGCUACAUCCAGGCGCUGAGGCGGGAGGCCGAGCGUGUGGAGGCCGACAGCGGGAGGCUGGCCUCGGAGCUCAGCCACGUGCAGGAGGUGCUGGAGGGCUACAAGGAGAAGUGA
Physeter macrocephalus (sperm whale) is the source of this 570-nucleotide messenger RNA. RefSeq names its product keratin, type II cuticular Hb1-like. Gene Ontology annotation, molecular function: structural constituent of skin epidermis. Lineage: Eukaryota; Metazoa; Chordata; Mammalia; Artiodactyla; Physeteridae. The transcript is spliced from 2 exons. The record is from RefSeq and is a predicted model, not a curated record. Gene Ontology annotation, biological process: keratinization; intermediate filament organization. Gene Ontology annotation, cellular component: keratin filament.